Messenger RNA from Glarea lozoyensis ATCC 20868, 1452 nucleotides. RefSeq names its product Terpenoid synthase. The record is from RefSeq and is a predicted model, not a curated record. The transcript is spliced from 4 exons. The coding region runs from base 1 to 1452 and encodes 483 amino acids. NCBI's taxonomy places the organism in Eukaryota, Fungi, Ascomycota, Leotiomycetes, Helotiales, Helotiaceae. Gene Ontology annotation, biological process: ergosterol biosynthetic process; farnesyl diphosphate metabolic process. Gene Ontology annotation, cellular component: endoplasmic reticulum membrane. Gene Ontology annotation, molecular function: squalene synthase [NAD(P)H] activity.
AUGGGACUCCUUAAACAGCUUCCCUAUUUCUUGCUACAUCCAAACCAACUGCGAUCAAUCAUACAAUGGAAACUUUGGCACGAUCCCGUACACACACGCGACCCCAGCAAAGAAUCAGAAUCGCUCAAACAAUGCUUUUACUACCUGGAUAUGACCAGUCGAAGUUUCAGCGCGGUGAUCCAGGAAUUACACCCAGAGCUACUGGUUCCAGUUGCGAUAUUCUACCUCAUCUUGCGAGGCUUGGACACAAUUGAGGAUGACAUGACAAUACCACUAGAGAAGAAGGAGCCUUUACUGCGAAAAUUUGACGAGAUAUUGGAGUUGGAUGACUGGACGUUUACAGAAAAUGGGCCUGAUGAGAAGGAUAGGGAGCUGCUUGUCCACUUCGACUGCGUCCUUAAGGAGUUCAAGCUAUUGAAGCCACAAUAUCAGAAAGUCAUUUCGGAGUAUACAAAAAAGAUGGGUAAUGGAAUGGCGGAUUAUGCAAACAAUGCCGAACACAAUAUCCAUGGAGUUCAGAGUACUAAGGAUUACGAAUUAUACUGCCAUUACGUCGCUGGUCUGGUUGGAGCUGGGUUGACCAGGUUAUUUGUGGAUGCUGAACUCGCCAAUCCAGCGCUUCUGAAGCGACCAGAGCUUUCCGAGUCUAUGGGCCAAUUUCUCCAGAAGACAAACAUCAUCCGUGAUUUACGAGAAGAUUUCGAUGACAAGAGGCGGUUUUAUCCCAAGGAGAUCUGGUCCAAGCAUGUCGAUAACUUCGACGAUCUGUUUGUGCCUGCGAAUAUCGACAAGGCCUUAGCCACCACUUCCGAAAUGGUUCUCAACGCUUUAGACAAUGUGCCUCAAUGUCUUUUCUACAUGGCCGGUAUUAAAGAUCAAUCAGUUUUCAAUUUUGUUGCAAUUCCACAAGUGAUGGCUAUUGCUACGUUAGAAGCGGUUUUCAGGAAUCCAAAAGUCACAACAGGUGUUGUGAAAAUCACAAAGGGUGACGCUUGCAAGUUAAUGAUGGAAUCCUCGCAAAACUUAAGAACUGUUUGUGAUAUCUUCCAGAGAUAUACCAGAAGGAUACACAAGAAGAACACCCCAAAGGAUCCUAACUUCCUCGAAAUCAGUAUCGCAUGUGGACAGAUUGAGCAAUUCAUCGAAUCUAUCUUCCCGUCACAAGAUCCAAAGAAGCUCACCUUGUUGCAUGGUGCAGACGGUCCGGUCACCACCAUCGAAGACGAAGAGAAGCGACGCCAAGAGAAAGAAGACAAGAAAGACGUAUUCCUGUUACUGCUCUCUGUCGUUGGGACUCUCUUCGUUAUAUCUGGUCUCAUGAUCGGUGCGGCAUAUCUUCUUGGCGCCCGCUUCGACAUUGCUUUCUCAGAACUCACAAAAGGGAAACUCUCUCCAGAUCGUGAUGCGGCGCAAUCGAUUGUCGCAAAGCAUGAUGGACAUGUAGAGUUGUAA